AGAACCUAAGUAUGUAGUAUAGAUCCUGUAUGUAAUGAUAGUAACGUUUCCUGUCAUUAUGAGUGGACUGGAAGACUUACAUUCUUGUCACGUGCACUAAAGAUUAAACAAUUUUAAAUCACAUACUGUUUUCAUAUCUUAGUGUUUUGUUUGAAAUAUGAAAUACAAAAUGGACAAAAGAUCAAUUUGUUAUAGAAAAUUUGACGUUGGUGUAUGGGUGAAAAUUGCAUUGUGUUGCGUUGUUUGGACAUAUCUCAUAGAUCUAGCAUAUUCCGGAUGUGCAACUUCGCUCCCAGAAAGUCAAGUUGCUUAUAUGUGUAUUAACAGUGAAGCGACAGGUCAAACUGUUUAUAUCGAUACAACAAAAGCAAAAGCAACAGAUAAUUCAUCCGGGCCCCUUUGUAUCUGUAAUGCUGUGAUAUCCAAUGCAAAAUUUGUGAAUGUCAGGGUUCAGGAAAAAACUGCAACAUGUGGUUCCAAACUCAAAUUUAAUUUUACAAACAAACAAGUUGAGUCAGAUGAGAACAAGUGCCGGUCAACAAAAGAAUUGGUUCAAAUAGAAAAUCAACAAGAAGUGAGAUUGUCGCUUGAGAAAAUAAAAACACCGUACAGUGUUGAUUUCUGUACAAAAAUACAAAUAGAACUGUGUGCCAAUCCAGAUGAUUACCAGUGCAACACUAAUGCUGAGUGUAUUGCCAAAACAAACAAAUGCGACAAUUUUCCUGAUUGCAUUGAUUCUGACGAUGAAGAUCCAAAGAAAUGUCAAAACGCUAUGUGCUCGGAGGCAUUAAAACCUUGCAAAAAUGGAGCCCAAUGUUAUUCUGAUGCGGAUAGAUGUGAUAAUGUGUCUAAGUGUGAUGACGGUACCGAUGAAGAAGGCUGCUUUCUUGGCCAGGAAGUGUUUGAUACAUCAACGAAAGCACAACGUACGGAUCCUAUAAUAAGCAUCCAAUGUUAUGAAAGUACCAGGUUCUCGACAACAACAACAACCACCACUACCACGACAACCACCACUACUACCACCCCACCAACGACGACAACAACAACUACCACAAUGGCGCCAACAACCACGACAACAACAACACAGUCGACAUCAACAACUCCUACAACAACUCGAGUUACAACAAUGGCUCAAACUACAACCACAAAAACAACAACGAAAACAACACCAACAACAACUUCGACAAGUACUGUAUCUUCAUCCAGUACGGAAGGGGAUGAAACGCUAAGCAGCAUGGAGUUAACGACAACACAUAACUUUAAAGGAACAACAGCCCAUGUAAAUAAUACUCCACACGAAGAAACUAAUAAAGAUGAAGAUAUCUUAACCACACUCAAAAAACCUUAUGUCAUAGCCGGAAUGGUAGUUGGUGCUUUGGUCCUUAUAGCUGUCACAACAUGCCUAGUUUUAGCAGUGAGGCGAAAACAGAAAAAAUCUGAUUCUAAGGACAUAACAAACGAUAUGUGGAUUUCUGGUAAAGAUUCUGGUUCUGGGAAAGAACUUGAACCGCUGAACACGUGAAGCUUACGUGAAUGACAAUUUGUGUUUGUACAGCAGUUUUUGUGAAAUGUUAUCGUUUUUUUUCAACGGUAAUUUGGUGGAGAUUUGUGCUUGAAAGUUUGUGUGCUUUUAUGCUUGACAAUUUAGUAGUUUCGCAGAAUUGACUAAGUAAAUAUUUAGACAAGAGGACCAUGAUUGCCCUGAAACCGCUCACCUGAAUACAAACAAUCUCCAUGACAAGGAACAAGUAAUAUUGUAAACUUACUAUCAACAAAAGCAGAUGUGAAAUCUAAAUCUUAAACUGAUAUCACAAAGUUCAUAUUUGUAUCUGUAAUAGUACAUGUUUAAAAACAUUGCUAAGGGAAAACAACAGUUCAAAAAGAUGUGUACAGAACAGGAAAUUCAAUGACCCCCUGGGGCGGGGUCAAUUUUGACCCCAGGGCUUUUAUUGAUCGACAAUCACUAGAAGAUGUUUCAUGCUAAAUAUCUAAUUGCUAGCUCUUUGGGCUGUUUAAAAGAAGUUUUUUUUAGUUUUUAUUAUAUGCAUAUAGGGAAAAUUAAUGAUCCCCAAUUGCAGGGCCAAUUUUGACCCCAGGGCUUUUGUUUUAAUAAACCACGUAGACCCUCACUAGAAGAUGUUUCAUGUCCAAAAUCUUAGUUCUAUUGAGUUUUUAUAAGAAGUUAGUUUUAUUAUUAUAUACAUAAAAGGACAAAUUUAACCCCGGGGAUUUUAUUUCAACAAACGUGAUAGACACCUAUUCGACGAUGUUUCAUGCUCAAUAUCUAAGCUCUAGCUCUUUGGUAUUUUUACAAGAAGAUUAUUAGUUUUAACUUUAUACAUAUAAAGAAAAUCAAUCACCCUCCCCGGGCAGGACCAGUUUUGGCCCCAGGGUUUUUAUUUGAACGAACUUUGUAGACACUUACUAGAGGGUGUUUCAUGCUAAAUAUCUUACCUCUAGCUCUUUGGGGUUUUUUUUAAAAUGCAUAUAUGGAAAAUCAAUGACCCCCUGGGGCGAAGGCAAUUUUGACCUCAGGACUUUUUUUUGAACAAACUUGGUAGACACUAACUAGAAGAUGUUUCAUGCUUAAUACACUGCUCCUAGCUCUUUGGGGUUUUUAAAAGAAGAUUUCUUUAAGAUUUUACUAUAUACAUUUAAGGAAAAUCAAUGACCCACCGGGCCGGGUCUAUUUUGACCCAGGGCUUUUGUUUGAACUUUGUAGACACUCACUAGAAGAUGUUUCGAGCAAAAUAUCUAGCUCUAUUGGUUUUGUAAAAAAAAAAUUCGUUCAGUUACCAACCAGAGUUCUGCAUGAAAUUAAAUUCUUUAAACAAUUUUCAAUGGUAACCACCAAAGGAACAUUCCUAUGAAGUUUGGGUGAAAUUGGCUUAGUUGUCUAUGAGGAGAAGUCGUUUAAAGUAAAAGUUUACUGACGGACAGACGGACGGGACUCCGGACGAAAAGCGAUCACAAAAGCUCAACUUGUCACUUUGAGACAGGUGAACUAAUAAAGAUGUGUCGUUGGAAGGACGA
Ruditapes philippinarum (Manila clam) is the source of this 3033-nucleotide messenger RNA. RefSeq names its product mucin-5AC-like. Lineage: Eukaryota; Metazoa; Mollusca; Bivalvia; Venerida; Veneridae. The transcript has 9 exons. Bases 158 to 1522 code for a protein of 454 amino acids. The record is from RefSeq and is a predicted model, not a curated record. Gene Ontology annotation, molecular function: protein binding.